Molecule: messenger RNA, 930 nt
Organism: Ornithorhynchus anatinus (platypus)
Lineage: Eukaryota; Metazoa; Chordata; Mammalia; Monotremata; Ornithorhynchidae
Product: vomeronasal 1 receptor ornAnaV1R3237
Exons: 1
Coding region: 1-930 (309 amino acids)
Biological process (GO): G protein-coupled receptor signaling pathway
Cellular component (GO): membrane
Molecular function (GO): pheromone receptor activity
Source: RefSeq, marked inferred
AUGGAUGCCAGUGAACUUGCCUUUGGGAAUCUCUUUCUGUUACAAAUUGUCUUUGGGGUCUCAGGGAAUGUGUUCCUCCUCCUAGUUUAUGCAAAUGUAGUCUCUACCACCCAGCAGCUGAAUCCUCGGGACCUGAUCCUAGCCCACCUGGCCCUGGCCAACACCAUGGCCCUUCUCAGCCGGGGGAUCCCCGACAUCCUGUCUGCUUGGGGGCUGAAUAAUUUCCUGGAUGACGUUGGUUGUAAAAUCCUCUUAUACAUUUAUCGGGUGGCACGGGGUCUUGUCAUCUGCACCACCUGCCUCCUGAGUGUCUUCCAGGCUGUCACCAUCAGCCCUGGCACCACCCAGUGGGCAGGAGUCAAAAUCCAAUUCCCCAAGUGCAUCCUCCCCUCCUGUCUCUUCUUCUGGGUCCUCAAUCUGCUCUUUGACCUGACUACACCGAUGGGCAUCAUGGGACCUAGUAACAGCACCAGUAUAAAUAGGGUCAUCUUCCUGAAAUACUGCUCCUCCUUCAAGACCAGUGCAGUCUCAACCCUGGUCUUUGCAGUGGUGCUCUCCCUACGCGAUGUAUUCUUCGUGGGACUCAUGAGCACGGCCAGUGGCUACAUGAUAUUUGUCCUGCACAGACACCACCGGCAGGUCCGACAACUCCACCGGGCCGGAUGCUCCCGCAAGGCAAUGCCCGAGGUCAGAGCAGCAAAGAGAAUCAUUACCCUGGUCACCCUCUACGUGCUCUUCUAUGGACAGAACACAAUCACCCUGAGUUUUUUAUUAAAUAUGAAGAUAAAUUCCUUUCUAAUUAUUAAUAGCAACAACAUUAUGUCUUUAAUGUUUUCAGCUGUCAGUCCAUUUCUGAUGAUUCUCAGCGAUAAGAGAGUGAGAAUGUUCUGGAAAAGAGAUUCUCAUAUUCCCAACUGGGAUCCCUCUUAG